This is a messenger RNA of Neopsephotus bourkii (Bourke's parrot), 1917 nucleotides long. It is a transcript of the gene JHY, whose product is annotated as junctional cadherin complex regulator. The coding region runs from base 33 to 1724 and encodes 563 amino acids. Lineage: Eukaryota; Metazoa; Chordata; Aves; Psittaciformes; Psittacidae. The record is from RefSeq and is a predicted model, not a curated record. The transcript is spliced from 6 exons. Gene Ontology annotation, biological process: axoneme assembly.
CUGAGCUAUGUCACACUGCUGAAGGAAUCAGUAUGGACUUUACACAAGGUCCAUUUUACCUUCAUUCCAAUGGCUCCCCAGAAGAAAAGAAUCAACGGGAGGCAAAGUCACAGGAUUCAUUGUCACAAUUUGGUACAAAAUUACUAAGCUUUCCUGAGCCAAAUGCUGUGGUCAGCAACGAACCCCUUAGGCUACAUACCAAAGGGAAGGAACCUGCAGAAAACCGUCAUUGCGAAGGUAGUUCCAGGAUACAUGGAGAUGCUUUUCCUCUUCGGAUCCAAGCAGAUCGACCACAAAGAGUGAAAAAAGACUUUGUGGCAAGAAACAAACGGACUUUAGGAUUACGUUCAGAGAUUGAUUCCUAUCUUCAGUUACACACCAGAAGGCAAGAGGUUCUUCAAAAGCAGAUUCACCCACUUAAGUCCUGCCAGAGAAAUAACGUAAAAUCCAACCAGAGACUCAAAGGGAGAGCUAUCCCAAGGAAUGACAGCCAGCAACAGCCAGGAAGACCAGCAGAACUGAGGCCUUGGCACCACCAAAUACCAGGAUCUCAGAUUUCUCCCACACAGGCAGUAGAGCAAGACGACGGCAGCACACUGCAGGAGUGUCUGUAUCCAAGUCCUUCUGUUGGCCCUGACACUAAUACAGCAGUAAAUUCAGAUACUUGCUUAAACAGUUUCCCACUUUCAAGACAUCUUGUCAAUCAGGAUUUUACCACCUGUACCUAUCCUUUCCCUCCGAAAUCACACACAUUCAACCCAGCAGAGGUUAUAUCUCCAGCCUAUACCAGCAAGGAGAACUGGAAAUAUCAGCAUAAUUGUCCAAAUGGAUUUCCACGAGGCCAGCAACACCUACAAAACCAUGCCACUGUGAAGCUGCUUGCAAGAGAUAACAGUACCAAUGGUCAAGCACAUCCAAACCAGAGGAAUAUUUCAUCUACUUUUAAUGCCAAUUUUCAAGAAUUGGUGAAGGAUCAAGAGUCGCUUCAGGAUUGCAAAAGACACAUUUGUGUGGAUAAAAGGCUGCCUCAAUCUUCUAUUCACAGUUCAGCAGCAGCCCCUUGUACAACCUCCCAGUUCGCACCAACGAUGGAGCAAUAUCACCAAGAUACUCAUUUGACAGAAGCCCACUUAGCUGACAGGCACUUCUUCAGCCUACUUCCACCCAUAAACCCACAGGCAGAAAGUGUUUCAGAGAUAGAUCCACAGAGUGUUAAAGGAAAUCAAGUGAAAAAACCCCAGAGCAACUCAGAAGAAUCUCUCAUGCAGAUGGAAAAGCAAAACCAACCUAAAGUCAGCAAGAAGCCAUGUACCUCAAAAGCCUACAUAAAUCUGAAUGUGAAGCUUGGAGGCCUUGGACCUGACUAUGAGGCAAUCAAAGAGAAAAAAGAGAAGUUGAAGCAACAAAAAGAAUAUGCAAAGCAGAUUAAGGAACGCAACAUGAGAAGCAUUGCUUCAGCUCAGAGGUUACCUACAAAACCCGAGGUUGUAACUUCAGUGUCAAGACAGAAGGCACUGGAAUAUGCUAAGAAGAUUCCUAGACCAAAGACUUUCACAACAAAACAAUCAGCUGAAAAGGUGAAGGAAAAAACAGUUCUGCCACAGACUUUAAAUGAAGACACUCUGCCUCAAAUUGCAUUCUUGCAAACUUUGAAUGACAGACACCAGAAGGAGAAGCAAGUUGUAGCUGCUUUCAAAAACCUUCAUAUCUUACAAGUGUUUUGAAAUUACUUGGGGUAUCUUCAAGGCUAAGAUGCCUUAACCAUUUAGUUAUGAGCUAUGAGCAUCACGUAUGAUUUCCCGUCCCAUUCUUUUAGACUAAUCACCUGUUGGCUUGUCACAGCCGGAGCAUUUUUAGGCAUUUCAAACAUAUAGGUGUAUUUACAAAUCUUUACCAAUAAAUAUCAGUUUCACUUGA